Penicillium verhagenii is the source of this 2658-nucleotide messenger RNA. RefSeq lists its product as uncharacterized. The record is from RefSeq and is a predicted model, not a curated record. The transcript has a single exon. Bases 1 to 2658 code for a protein of 885 amino acids. Lineage: Eukaryota; Fungi; Ascomycota; Eurotiomycetes; Eurotiales; Aspergillaceae.
AUGUAUUCCUGGAAAAAGCUUUUUCACUACAGUUCCGACGAGGGUAUUGAAGGACGCGAGACAAGCGAUCAUGCUGCUUUUUCUGACAUCUCCCCGACAUCUGUGUCUGCCACCAAGCGAAAACGUGCUCGUGUCUUCAGCAGACUGCGUCGAGUGAAAGCCUUGAAUUCUACUCCUGUGCCUGCGCAGACAACUAUUCGCGACCUUUCAUCAGACCCAAGACGUACUCAAGGCCUUCGAGGCUAUGUGAAUCGAGUUCUGCGACGUUACAAGUCGUCGGAUCUAGAACCUUCCUCCGAAACAACUUCCAAUCUGACAUCAACUGAUAUUCCUUCAAGUCCCCCGAUCACCUUCGAGGAAUUACAACGUGAACAGAAAGCUAUCGAGGAACAGGCGGCUCAUCAGUGGGAUUUAUUUACAGAAUCUCCGCUACUCAUCCCCGGUACUUCUUCGCCAGCUGUGUCGCAAUCUCCAACUGUAACUCCCUGCCCACUACGCCUUUUUGCGCAUCCCAAGGAUGAGAACUUAGCCAUUUGCAUCGAUUCGCUGGAAGCCACCCUCAAUCACCGCUAUCCUACCAUUAGGACUUCAUCUACAGAGUCUUCUCUCGUUAUCCCAGCUGCGUCUUCAUCGACUGCGCCGCAAUCUCCAACUCUACCUCCCUGUCCACUAUUUCGGAACUCUCUUGGCACCCUGUCGAGUUUUGUUGCGCAACUCAAGUUCGAGAGCUCGAAAUACACACCUUUUGGGCAAGAAGACUCGUCUUUCCUUUGCAGCCCAUCCAGCAUUGUUGUGAAGUUCAAGGACGGGAAUAAGAUUGCUUCCAAUAACCCAUUGCACUCCACGCAAACCAAAUCAGACAGUUCGUCCUUUCUUCGAAGUCCACCAAGCGCAGUUGCGCAGUUCAAGGACGGGAAUACGAUUGCUUCCAAUAACUCAUUGCACUCCACGAAAAACAAGUCAGACAGUUCGUCCUUUCUUCGAAGUCCACCCAGCGCAGUUGCGCAGCUCAGAGAUUUCCGAGACGAGAACAUACUUGUUUCCCCAUACUCAUUGCCAUCUACCCCACAGCAUCGCCCAUCCCCAAUUGGAAAUACCACACCACCCGCGCCAGAUUCAUCUUCUUCUUUUUCGAAACCGCUUUAUAUCACUACGCAACUUCAAGGCGAGACGACGCCUGUUGUGUCCACCCAUAUACCAGACUCCAUCUCAAAAUACCACUUGUCUCCGGUUGGGACCUUCACAGCUGCUGAUAUGUCCAGGCCACGCAAGCGAAAUAGUCCAGCUAGUGAUUCUGAAUCCGCCAGCAUCUCAAAACGCCCAAGAUUGGAUAUGCAGCAUCAUCUUCAAAAUCCAUUUCCAAAAUCCACCUCAUCCGAUCACCACUACAAAGUGCAAAAAAAGCGCAAAAGAGAUUAUAUCGAGGAAAUUUGCUCUCCUGUUACAGAAAGCAGUGAUGAACAUACUACAUCGUCCGAAUCUUCACAUAAUCUCUACUCAGAAAAUAGUAGUAGUGGCGUUGACUCUGAGACUGAGUCAACCAACAGUCAGCGCCAGUCUAAAUCACACAGUUCUUCGCCUUCCGCUCGAAAACGGAUAAAAAGCAACCCAGUGCACCUGACCGACAAAAGAAACCAACGAAAUGGCUCACGUGGCUCGCGUUCCGUCAGAAUCCAACCCAAAAACUUUACUACACAGAAAUACCCAAGGAUUAGGGGGGUCGAAGAGUCCGACGACGAUGAGGAAGCCUACGUAGAUACUGGCCAAAGCGAUGAAGAUGAAUAUAAGAUAACAUCAUCCGAACGAAACGACCUCUUAUACGAACUUACGCGGGAAAGGGCCAGCCGCUUAGCCGAAGCGGUCGAGAUACCUCCUGGUUCUGGACUGAGCCUGGUGCAGGUAAAACUAGUCCGCAAGCUGGCCACACGCGGCUGCAAGCCCGUUAUGUCUCGAUUCUGGGCGAGCGACUUCACCACCUGGCCCGAAUCACUGUUCACCAUAGCUGGCGAUGGAAAUAUCGAAGAUGACAGUGACCUGAUGUUCAGGUCGCAGGAAAUGUCAGACAAUUACGCCAUCAAGGCGCUACAGGAUCUGUUCGCAGUGAGCGGCCGCGUGCGAGAUUGCUCGUUCCUCUUAGUGGAGCCCCAAUUCUUUGUGGGAAAAACUAUCAGACAGUACCUGCACUGGGCGAUCGAUGAUGCGGGCUUAAAGACCACCAGACAAACAAUCCCAGUUCACUGCAUUUGCCCUCAGAUUCCUGGGGAAGAAAUUUUUGCCACGAUCAUGAGGUGCUCGCAGAAGCUGGAACGACUGGCAACGCGCCAUCAGACUGCACACGAUAGCGACGCAAAGUUCUGGCCGACUAUGCUGGGCUUUGUGAUUGCAGGGCCAAUCGUUUGUCUGUUGUCUCUUGAUACGGACCCCAAUUCUGAGGUGUGGUCAAACCACGAUAGCACAGGUGAAGAGAGCCCGGCAAAGUUUUUGACCCAGUUUGAUCUCUCUGAGCGGGAGCAGGAUGUCUGGAACUCCCUGGCACUUGCGAUUUGUGUCCUUCAUUUGCGGGACACGCUCAUUGAGCUGACCAGGGUCUAUGAUGGUAGCCAGGUUGUCCCCUACUAUCGGGGAUUUGGAGUUGAGACUGAUGACGAGGACCGCUGA